GUGAUCUCGUUUCACGCGAGAGUAUUGUAACGUUAUUUUAACGUCCAUUGUUGUUUACAAAUUUGCCGGGUAGGCCCAAUCUGAGAAAAUCCACAUAAAUCAAAGAUGAGUAAAGCGCAUCCACCAGAGCUGAAGAAGUACAUGGAAAAGAGACUUGCAUUGAAGCUGAAUGGUGGUAGAAGAAUCAAUGGUAUCUUACGUGGGUUUGAUCCUUUCAUGAACCUCGUUAUAGAUGAGACAGUUGAAGAAACAAAAACAGGCGAGAAACAUGCAAUCGGAAUGGUGGUUGUACGUGGGAACAGCAUAAUCAUACUGGAGGCUUUAGACAGGGUCUGAUAGUAGGAACAAACUUUGAAGAUAAAACAUUCUAGUGUAAAUAAUUUGGUUUUCUCUAAAAGAGAAUAGAAUAUAAAACAGCCUUGGGAUCUGAACAUUGAUCAGUAUGAAUUGGAAACUGAAAAAGUAAAAAAAAUUCAGGAAGUGAUAACAGGUAUGAGUCGAGUGACCAAAUACAAAAUAAUUUAUAUUGUUUACACCGAUUCAUUAUCUGAUUUUAAAAGAAGAAAAUUCUGACAGUGUCAAGAUCUCAUUGAAAGAACAUCAACAACUGUUGCAUUCUCCAAUUUUAAACUUGUUGAUGUGCAGAUAUCCGGCAUUUCUGCAAACAUUUUAAAAGAUUUUUUUUGUUACUUAUAAAUCAUCAACAUUGCUACAUGUAAAAAUAUCAUCUGUUUAAGAAGGUCCUUCAUUUUUCACACAAGUUGUAUGUUGUUCAUUCUUUUUAAUAUGUGUAUCAUGUUGUAAAAUAGACAUUCUUAUUUGAAUAAAAUUAAAAAAUCAAAAA
Molecule: messenger RNA, 844 nt
Organism: Ruditapes philippinarum (Manila clam)
Lineage: Eukaryota; Metazoa; Mollusca; Bivalvia; Venerida; Veneridae
Product: probable small nuclear ribonucleoprotein G
Exons: 4
Coding region: 106-336 (76 amino acids)
Biological process (GO): mRNA splicing, via spliceosome; spliceosomal snRNP assembly
Cellular component (GO): U4 snRNP; U1 snRNP; U2-type prespliceosome
Molecular function (GO): RNA binding
Source: RefSeq, a predicted model, not a curated record